AUGUGCGUUGUACGUGUUGAUAACACCCAGUUUAGUUGCAUUAAUCGGGCGUGUGCAGAAAUACCGCACAUUAUUAUGGCUGGAGGACGCAAUUCUUCUACAAAUAAGAAGCAUAGCAAAUUUGGAGGAAAGACUCAAUAUAAAAGCGAAGAACAAAAAAGAGGUGAAGAGAAGAAAAAUGAAACAAUAAAAAAAGAAAAUGCCAACCAAAAAGAAUCCUCAGGUCUUAAAUAUGAAAAUAAAAAGAAAGAUCAGAUUGAAAACGCUGAGCCUCUAAGAGUAACAGAAAAAGAAGAAAAUAAAACAGUUGAUAGAAGCUGUCACGAUUCAGCAACAGAUUAUAGUCAAGUUAAACCUUGUCAAAAUGAAAUAGAACUGAAGAAAGAAGUUAGCGACACGCAAACAGAUGUUACUGAUAAUAAAGAAAAUAGGGAAUUAGAAAUUGAUGCUGAGAGGAAUGAGCAAAUAGACGAUCCUCGACGCACUAAUGUAACAAACUCAGUAUUCCCGAAUCAUCUAGACCAAGAAAGGGGUGAUGAAACAGUACCUCCUGCUACACCAGCUGUUCAAAGUCAUUCAAUUAACGAUGUAGAUGAUGAAAGUAAAGUAAGUGAUGAAUUAAAAUAUAUGCGCAAAAACGAUCAAAGUGAAGAGGUACCGGAUGAUGAUAAAGCUGACACAAAUAUGACACUUGACGAUAAGAAGAUAUCAGAUGAUCAACUAAAUCCCCAAGAGAUCAAGCCAGAACAACCUAUAAAAAAAGAAAAUGCCAACCAAAGAGAAUCAUCAAGUCUUAAAUGUGAAAAUAAAAGGAAAGAUCAGAUUGAAAACGCUGAGCCUAUAGAAGUAACAGAAAGAGACGAAAAUAAAACAGUUGAUAGAAGCUGUCACGAUUCAGAAACAGAUAAUAAUCAAGUUAAACCUUGUCAAAAUGAAAUAGAACUGAAGGAAGAAGUUUGCAACACGCAAACAGAUGUUACUGAUGAUAAAGAAAAUAGUAAAUUAGAAAUUGAUGCUGAGAGGAAUGAGCAAAUAGACGAUCCUCGACGCACUAAUGUAACAAAGUCAGUAUUCCAGAAUCAUAUAGACCAAGAAAGGGGUGAUGAAACAGUACAUCCCCAGAAAGAUGGAACACAUAAAUGUAUUCAGAAUUAUUUAAGGGAUCAAAAUAUUGAAUAUCUGAGAGAUCUUUUCAGACCUCUCAUUUUAGAAGCUUUGCAAAAUAUCAUACCCAGUUAUUCUCAAAAUGCAAAAGGACUGGAAAAAAAACCGUCUGAACCAGUUGUCGACAAAACAAAUAACAUCAAAGAUAUGAAAGACCAACUACAAAAUAAGCGAGAACCCAGUGAUCAACCUCAGAAUGAGAACAAAGCAACUGAACGACUUCAGAAUACGAAAGAACGAAAUGAUCACUUUCAGGAUGAUAAAGAACCAAACGAUCAAUGUCAGUCUAAACAAGUUCCAACUGAGCAAUUUCAGAAUGAGAAGAAAACAUUUGAUCAAUUUCAAAAGCCGAAAGAAGAAGUUGUACAGAAUAUCAUAGUCAGUAGUCCUCAAAAUGCAAAAGGCCUUGAAAAAGAAUUGUCACAAACAAUCGGCGACAAAUCAAAUGGUAUUAAAGAACUGAACGAUCAACUGCAGAAUGGGGAACUGAAGAAUGGGGAGCCAAUGAGGGAUGACCAACUUCAAACACCCAAAGAAAUCAAGCCAAUUAGAUUCAUGCAGAAACCUGAAGAUGGUGAGAUAUUAUACGCAGAAGAUUUACAAAUCUUUAUUCAAUCUAUUGUCCCUGAAUUGAUACAAAUCCUUGAGAAGAUGUUCUCUCAUCGUAGACGUAGUUCAGGUGCACUUAAAAGUGAAACUAAAAGUUCUUUAGCUGAAGACUCACAGAUUCCAUCAAAUGAGCUUGAUGUCCAUUCCCUGUUUAAUCCGAAUAUAGAAAUUAUUACUACCGAUAUUCCUAACUUUGAGUGUACGAGAAUCGAGGAAUCUGAUAAAGUUAAAGGACAUGAUGAAGUAAUAUCGACAGACCCGACUGGAAUUCAAAUCAAAAAGUCUCAGGUCGUAGAUCAACAAAACAGAGAACUAAAAGAACUAGAAGAAGAAUUAAAAGAAGAAGUGAGGAGAAAUGAUGAAGUUUUAGAAGCCAAUGACAGUAUUGUGAAAACGAACGGAUCAUUGGACCUUGUUACAACCUUCGGUACCACCUACCCUGAGAUCAAACCUUUACAAGAACCAAUGCGGUUCCAUGCUGUUCAUGGAGACAACAUUAGUCUGUCGAAGAACAAUUUCCGGGCUCAACGCAAGAAGAAAUCCAACUUUUUUAGUAAAGGCAUUGCGUUUAGUUCUAGACCAGUCGCCGUUGGUGAAAAGGUAUCCUUUCACUUAAGGCAACUCUCAAGUUAUUGGCUCGGCCUUAUCACCAUUGGCUUUACAACUAACGAUCCGAUGUCUAUAGCUGACAAUCUGCCCACCAAUGUCAUUGAUGAACGAGACUGCGCAGAUGGAUUCUGGGCCGAACACUUGGAUAAAAAAUAUUACCAGGAAAGCUGCAGAUUACAUUUUUACUUGAACUCCUCAGGAAACAUGUGCUUUGGAGUUAAUGGUGUCGAUAAGAUUGAAUUUUUUUGGAAUUUAGAAACGACAACACCAGUUUGGGCGUUGAUAGAUGUUUUUGGAUACUUUACAAUAGUGGAGUUUGAUAUACCGAAAGAGUUGCAUAACACAAGUUUCGUAGCAUCCAGUCUCCUUUCAGGUAGAAAUGAAUCUGACUACUCAAUGAGUCAAUAUUUGGAUGAUAACGAGAAAUAUAAGCCUUGUUUGAAUUACCAAAUUCGUUUUGUGCCUUUGAAUUUAUACACACAAGUUGAAGGCACUUGCAUGAAAUUCUUAGAAGACCGAGGUGUUUGCGUAACUUUAGGUAAUAAAGGCGGGUGCAUUGACGGCAAAUUACCGCUCUUUCCCGGACAGACCAUUGUAGUUCAAAAUUUGUCUGUAGGGAAGGCACUCUUUUAUAUUGGGGUAAAAUACGGUAGUCCAACAACUGAGGUAUCUAGUCAAUUACCGGAACCCGUUAAAAGUAAUUUUGUUAUGCACGUAAAAGACGAACUGGCUAUAACGUUCACAGAAACCGGAGAAAUACGAGUCACAAAGAACUUGGAUGUACCAAAAACAAUUCUCAAAGUGAACCGUUCUCAAGAACUUUGGCCGUUUGUACAAAUAUUGAAAAGAAAUCAAAUGAUCAAGAUGUGGAGUAGCAGUACUCCUUUUCUUGCUGCGUUCCAGACAUAA
Molecule: messenger RNA, 3291 nt
Organism: Arctia plantaginis
Lineage: Eukaryota; Metazoa; Arthropoda; Insecta; Lepidoptera; Erebidae
Source: the annotation of a GenBank genome assembly